Molecule: messenger RNA, 1884 nt
Organism: Vigna unguiculata (cowpea)
Lineage: Eukaryota; Viridiplantae; Streptophyta; Magnoliopsida; Fabales; Fabaceae
Product: methyl-CpG-binding domain-containing protein 2-like
Molecular function (GO): DNA binding; zinc ion binding
Source: RefSeq, a predicted model, not a curated record
AAAUAAAAUGGAAGCCAUAUAUUAAGAUUUUAAAGAAGAAAAAAAAAAGGAAGAGAGGGUGAGUUUGUUGAUUCAUUGUUUCUUUCUUGCUGUUUCAUGAGAUCAAACUAAACACCACACAAACAAGCUCUUCCUGCGCCUCUGUCUUUCUUCCUAAUUUUGUAACUUCCUGUGGAAACAUCGUCAUCUUCUUUCUUACGUCUCUCACUCUCAACCAACCACCCCAAGCGUCUCUGUUCUUCCAUUCAGUUUCUUACCUUUCUUCAGUUCUUGUAUGUGCAAAGAAAUUACACACCUCCAUUAGUAUUUUUCCUGUUUUAAUUGCAUAUUAUGCGUCUUUCAACCUCCGGGAUUUGAUUGCAUAUUAUUGGACACUCAUAGGUCUCCAUACCUGAGCAAAUCUUGUCCUUAUUCAAAUCCCUCAGCACGCGAAGCUCCCUUAUUUGUGUUUAGUUCCUUUUCUUACAUACACAACCAAGUCAAUUUUUGUUUUUUAGCUAUUUGGGUUACAUGGGAUGAUACAAUAACCUCUGGUAUCUUUCCAACGCUGAGAAAAUCAGAUGCAUCGUGCUAAAUUUUCUCUUACACCCAAGAGUGAAGUCAAGGACUUGACAGGUUCAAGUUUUCACAGUUACAAGCAAAGCAGUCCUCUGGAUCCCAUUGACGUUUCUUCAUCUUCGGAUGAUGAAAAGGACCUCGCUAAUGAAAAUGUGUCUAAUCAAUUAGUCCUUUAUGAUCCUGUGACAAAUGGAAACAAUGCAAUCGAACUUGCACCUGAUCCUCUCCGGUGUGAACCUCCAAUGCUAUCGAGAAAACAACCUUCACAUUCAGUUCCUAGAAUUUUGCCUUCAGUUGGUGCUUUCACUGUUCAAUGUGCAUCCUGCUUUAAAUGGAGGUUGAUUCCAACAAAGGAAAAAUAUGAAGAAAUCCGUGAACAUAUUCUUGAACAGCCUUUUGUUUGUCAAAAAGCUCGGGAAUGGCGACCAGAUGUAUCUUGUGAUGAUCCAGAGGAUAUUUCUCAGGAUGGCAGCAGGAUUUGGGCUAUCGAUAAGCCAAAUAUUGCGCAGCCUCCGGCUGGAUGGGAGCGACUGCUAAGGAUCAGAGCUGAAGGAAGCUCCAAAUUUGCAGAUAUAUAUUAUGUGGCACCAACAGGCAAGAGAUUACGCUCAAUGAUAGAGAUCCAGAAGUUCUUGACGGAACAUCCUGAGUAUACAAGAGAUGGAGUUACGCUUUCACAGUUCUCAUUUCAAAUACCAAGGCCAUUACAAGAAAACUAUGUGAGGAAGCGUUCCGCUAGACUUACCUCUUCAUAUGAAGCCAGUGGACCUGUUGAACAUGAGCAAGUGACUCCUCUAGCAUGGUUAGGCCCAGAAGACCAUGGUGAUUUGCAUGCUGGAAGACUGAGGCUUCCUGUUCCUUUCAUGGGAUCCCAUGAUCUUGAUUCUAUCGGUAUCAGCCCUCCUGCAAAGAGGCAAGCAACUCAGAACUCUUUUCAUAAAGAGGACCUGUAGUUUGAUGCUUGUCUUCUCGGUGUGGUGAAAACAGAAGGACCCUGAUCAACUCUCUAUAUAUCCUUUUCGAUGGAGCAUUCAAGGUUUAAUAUAAGUUUUCCAAAUCAUGUGGGAUAACAGUCUACAGAAGGACCGUUGUCUCAGCGACUCAAGAUCUUGGCCUUCAUAGUAAAGUUGUAUUUUGUAUGUGAAAUUUUCAGGUGUGGAAGGACUUUUAUUUGUACAAAAAGAAAAAUGGGUGCCUUCCCUUACAGAACAUUUAAGCCUUGUUGAGUAACAUUCUGAUGUGAAAAAUGGCGGGUUAUUUGUUUGUAAUAGUAAGUUAAUGGUAUUUGUUCGUCAUUUGAGCUUCUUUUAUAAAUUUUUUAUUCCA